Messenger RNA from Caenorhabditis auriculariae, 3037 nucleotides. The record is from the annotation of a GenBank genome assembly. NCBI's taxonomy places the organism in Eukaryota, Metazoa, Nematoda, Chromadorea, Rhabditida, Rhabditidae.
AUGGAGAAGGCUAUCGACCCGGUAUAACUGCAUUCAACUUCUUGAAAAAAAAAACAUAAUUUUCAGAGCGUUUCUAUUGAAGAAAUGUUACGAGAGGCUGCAAACGAGGUCUUACACGCAUCCGUUCCGGAAGGGUUUGAAUUUAUAAGCGAAUAUGGACAAUAUUACAACAAGGAGACCAGAUAUUUUUAUGACCCGGUUGGUAAAUUGUAUUCAGUUUCCAAAAAACAAGAUGAAUCAACAGAAUACUUCGCUUUUUUAUAACUCUGAUAACAUGACUUAUUAUCGCUACAAUGAGAACACUCAACAAUACGACGUUCUCGCCUGUUACCAAAGUGGUUGGUUUUUUUUAUUCAUAUUGUUUUCUGAGCAGAAGAUUUCUAGUUAAAUGGACCUCUAAAGAAACUAGAAAACGAGCAAAACGUCUUCUCGGAGAGGACUUUUGCAAGCUAGACGUGGAAACAGCUGAAAUAUGUGACGUCCUCCUCGAACUGACUAAUCAAGUCAGUAAAGAGGAAGAAAUUCAAAGGAACGCCGAAAAACAAGAACAGCCGGAAUCUUCUUCAUCCAGCGGGAAUCCAUUGAGCAUCACCGCUAAGGACAUUCGCCGUCUACUCCACCAAAAACGUCUUCAGCAUGGUGCUAUGAAAAACUUGAAAAGCGUAAACUAUUUUUUUUAAUUGAGAAAUGAAGUUAAACAGAUUCAGAGUGACGCAGUUUUUGAUGAAGCGACCGGCGAUUUCUGCCCUAUACCAAGCCGUUCAGAAGAAAGUGAGAAGAAAAUAUCGAAGGAUACAAUGAGAUCAUAUUUUUGUCUAAGAAGAACCGGAAGGCGCUACUGACGAAAGUGACAGCGACUUCGACUGUGAUGAGCGAUCUCAACAAAUGAUUGGUUUGUUUAAAAAUUGUGCUUGAUUUCUUUUUGAUUUCUUGGGUGUUCGAGACAGAUCGGGAGAAUUUAUUCCAGACCACAAGGCACAAAGCUUUUUUUUUAGUAUGGGUUGACUUUAACACGCGUUCUCUGAGAAAGUCGAUGAAUCUGAAGCAAAAUAAAAAAAAAGUUUUUUUGAUUUGCCUCAAAAUGUGAUCACGGCUCACACACGUGCUUCUGAUUAUUUAGCACCAGGUUCCAGGUGGCUCCGCCCCUUUUUAAAAAGAUGCUGUAGACAGUAAGCUGAAAAAAAUUAAUUUUUUUCCUGUUGAGAAUUUUCAUUCAAAAAUGUUUGGAAAUGUAAGAAAACACUAUUUCGAGUAUUUUUUCAGUUGCAACUUUUUUUCUAACACGACUUCUUCGGGGAGAAAAAAAUCGAAAUUUCCUCAAAACAGCGAUUUUUUCAGUUUUUGAGCCAUAACUAGAGUAAGAACCCCCCUAUGGUACGACUUUCAUCUCUGAUUAUGAAACUAGGGGCCUUCUUCUUCAAGAAAAAGUGGUUCUACAAAAAAUCCCUGGGGUGGGAUAGUUUCUCCCCGAAGAAGUCGUGUUAGAAAAAAAGUUGCAACUGAAAAAAUACUCGAAAUAGUGUUUUCUUACAUUUCCAAACAUUUUUGAAUGAAAAUUCUCAACAGGAAAAAAAUUAAUUUUUUUCAGCUUACUGUCUACAGUAUCUUUUAAAAGGGGCGGAGUCACCUGGAACCUGGUGUUAAAUAAUCAGAAGCACGUGUGUGAGCCGUGAUCACAUUUUGAGGUAAAUCAAAAAAAAAUUUUAUUUUGUUUUGCUUUUUAUUGCUGAAAAGUCAUCAAUUUUCUCAGAGAAAGUGUGUUAAACAACUCACGAAUUCGUUGUGUAUGAGCUUCAGUAUGAUAAAAAAUUCUUAGAUUAGCUGAGAAUAUUUCACUUCAGUUUUAUUUCAAGAGGAGCGGUAUAAUGAACCUCCUUUGCUGCGAAUAAUCGACGGCGCUCGAAGGCUUCACAUUAUCACCAUCUGCGGCGGAACCAUCGGCUCUAGCCACGUCAACGAAAUCAUCCUUCAGAAUCCCGCUCUGGCAGAGGUUUUUUUUCGCUUUUCUAUUUACGAACUUUCCUUCUUAACUGUUAAGUUUUUGUAGAGUUGUCUGGAAAUCAACUACUCUUCCGAAAUAAAUGGAUACACGCUGACCAGGACGGAUGACCGCUGUUCGGUACAUAUAAACUCCAAUGCCGUCCAGGUAACUGUCACUCCCGGCAAUUUAAUUGUAUAUCUAAGACUGGGUCGACGGUAGAUAUCGCACACGGCGACGUUCUUCUUGUCAGUGGGGAGAAGUUCGUUUUACAUGUGCAUUACGGUAGUUUACGAGCUAUUGAAAUUGAUUACGACAGUUGCAAAGGUUCCAACACCUGUCCUUCUUGCGAGCCGGGGCUCAUCGCUGUGCAAGCGCCUCAGGAACCGGCGAGUGUCAGAAAUGUCAAAUCGGAAGUCGCCAGGCGGAAGACGCUCAAGAAGCUGAUGGCUUCCUACGGCAUCGCGCCAGAUGUUCGCCUGCUACUUACGUCCUGAAACAUUUUGCAUGAGCUCAGGAAUCACUCAACGCUCCGAUUGUCCGGAAAUCCCGACGGGAGGAAGGCUUUCCUGCGCAUGUUCGACCCACCGACACGUACGGCGCCUGUGCAGCCAAACCUCUUCCCGGUAAUCAUUUUCUUUUUUUGCUCAAGAACAUCUUUCUAGAAUCUCAACGCCGGUUCGCAAUACCUGAACCCGCUAACUCCUCUUCUUCGACACCAGCCGCUCCUGUGGAGAAGCCUCUCGAUAUGGGAAAUGUCGGGUUCAAGCUGCUCAAGUCGAUGGGUUGGAGCGAAGGUCAAGGUCUGGGCAAAUCCUCGCAAGGAACUGUGGAUCCGGUAUUCAUCAAAGAAAAGGAAAAGUCUCAUUGGUGUUUUUUCCAAGAUCUCCACGAAACUGAAAAACGACAGACAGGGUCUCGGCUCCUCUAAUGAAAAGGCUCAAAAACGUCCUCAGACGAAACGGGAAGCGGUUCUUGAAAAGACCAAAAGACGUUACGAUGAGGUAUUUGGAUCCCUGUCUUUUUCAACUCAAGGUUUCAAUUUUUCAGGCGAGAUAA